UUAAUAGUUAUCAUCGCCCAUAUUUACUCAUCUCUGUGCUCAAUUGUUAGAGACAUUACAGGGGAAUACUUCUAAUAGUAUUUGUGGGACGAAAACAGGAAAAAGCGGACGAAUUAUUCCGUGACUUUAAAUCAUUUGUCUCUGGAUCAAAUCGGGAUAUCAUGGACGACUUACAAAACUACAAACUACAACUUCAGCAGGUGGAAGCAGCUCUCACGACAGACCCAAAUAAUGAGGAACUGAUUAAGCUGAAAAUCGACCUGGAGGAAGUAAUAGAGCUGACACAUGAUUUAAUUAAGUCACAACAGCAGGAAAAAAGGCAAGCCAAUGGCAUGGACGCUAAAGAUCCUAUUUUGCUUGCAGUUCUGGCCAAUAAGUGGAAAGUCAGUGAUCAAUGUAUGGCACCUUGGAGCGAAGAUGGCAAAUAUUAUGAGGCAACCAUAGAUGCAAUUAGUGAAGAUGGAGUUGUAAACAUAACAUUUAAUGAAUAUAAGAAUACCGAUGUCACUAUGCUGAGCCAACUAAAGUCCGUUGCAAAGAGGCCAGCGUCAGACUGGGCGGACCAAAAGUCAAAGAGGAGGAAGAUGCAAGCAGCUGCGGUCGCGGGUUCAGAUCCUAACAAACAAAGAGAAUAUCUUAAGAAAAAGAAGCAGAGGAAACUACAGCGAUUCAAAGAAUUGGAGGAAGAACGUGAGUUGGAGAAAAAUAAAUGGUUAGCGUUUACUAAUAAGUCCUCGAAGAAAGGUGUUAUAAAGAAGAGCAUCUUUGCAACACCGGAGAACGUUAACGGCCGUGUGGGAAUUGGCACUUGCGGUGUCAGUGGUCGCGAGAUGACUAAAUUUAGUAACGGAGAAAAAUGGAGACGAGGAGCUUAAUUAAAUAGGCGCUGUACAUAAAUUAGAAAUUGUAUCUUUGUGAGGUAGAUUUGCGAUAUAUUAUUAAUCGGAGAUUCAAAGCGAGCCAGUAAGAACCUGAAAUAUUGAUGUAUUUUGCUUUGAAUUGCAUCUCAAUUACAGUAUUAAUGAGACAUUAUAAUAUACAAAAGUCACAACAAACGUUUCGAUCCCAUUGGGCUCAUCCUCCGUGUUCAUACGACAAAACGCAAAAAAGUAAUAAUUCGCAAAUGUCUUUCACAGUCUGCAUGAUCGAGAGCUGGAUAUUGUGAGAAGUACUGAGGAGAUACAGCGAAGAAGCGAAGAAAUUACGGCUUUCCGGCAACAGUUCGCCGUGAAAACAAUUGCGAAUUGUUUCUCCGGUAGAGCUUACGGUACAAUUUUUUUCAUCAUUUUCUUUGCCUUCGGAUUCUCUGUGAACGAAUAUGUGACUCUAUAAUCUUAUUCUUAUUUAUAGAUACCGGAUGAUAUCGGAUCAAACGGGAUCUAAACGUUUAUUGUAACUUCAGUAGACUAUAGCGUCUUUGACACUGCGGCGUUUCAAGCUUUCACUGACUCACUUUUACUUUCAGAUUGUACAUCUAAGAGCCUUACACACUCUAUUCAAAUUACAUUAUUAUAUUGUCAAAGACUGGUUCACAAACUGGUACAAUGCACUUUAUGUUGUGAGAAUGGUAAGAGUGAUUGUACGAUCGCAAGAAUGAUGAAGGUUUUUCAAUGGUGACUGCAAAAUAAUAUCUUUUCUUGUGUGCAACACUGAUCCUAUAAGUUACAAGAUAAUUUUAAAUUUUGUACCGUACACACAAUUCAAAGACGAAUGCGGCGAAUAAAUGUGUUUCUAGAUUGUA
Molecule: messenger RNA, 1741 nt
Organism: Dinoponera quadriceps
Lineage: Eukaryota; Metazoa; Arthropoda; Insecta; Hymenoptera; Formicidae
Gene: Spf30
Product: survival of motor neuron-related-splicing factor 30
Exons: 6
Coding region: 162-875 (237 amino acids)
Biological process (GO): mRNA processing; regulation of alternative mRNA splicing, via spliceosome
Cellular component (GO): cytoplasm; precatalytic spliceosome; nucleus
Molecular function (GO): RNA binding
Source: RefSeq, a predicted model, not a curated record